Messenger RNA from Arabidopsis lyrata subsp. lyrata, 625 nucleotides. Its product is annotated as 60S acidic ribosomal protein P2-1. Gene Ontology annotation, cellular component: ribosome; cytosolic large ribosomal subunit. The transcript is spliced from 4 exons. Lineage: Eukaryota; Viridiplantae; Streptophyta; Magnoliopsida; Brassicales; Brassicaceae. Gene Ontology annotation, molecular function: structural constituent of ribosome. The coding region runs from base 98 to 436 and encodes 112 amino acids. Gene Ontology annotation, biological process: cytoplasmic translational elongation. The record is from RefSeq and is a predicted model, not a curated record.
UAUAGUUUCCAUUUUUCCGUACUUCUUCUCCAUCGCCGUCUAAAAACCCUAAUCUCUCACUCCGCCUCCUGCGAGAUUCAUCAACACUUCCGCAAAAAUGAAGGUUGUCGCUGCGUUUUUGCUCGCCGUCUUGAGCGGGAAAGCUUCCCCAACUAGUGGCGAUAUCAAGACUAUUCUUGGAUCAGUUGGUGCUGAGACUGAGGAUUCUCAGAUUGAGCUUUUGUUGAAGGAAAUGAAAGGGAAAGACUUGGCUGAGGUAAUUGCUUCUGGAAGGGAGAAGUUAGCUUCAGUGCCGUCUGGUGGUGGUGGUGGUGUUGCGGUUGCUUCUGCUCCAUCUGGUGGUGGUGGUGCUCCUGCUGCUGAGUCCAAGAAAGAAGAGAAGAAGGAAGAGAAGGAAGAGUCCGACGAUGACAUGGGUUUCAGUCUUUUCGAGUAAUGCGGUAUACUUGGCUUCCUGUUUUGCUGUACCCUUUUGAAAUCUAUAUGUUGUUUUUUAGUUUGUUUCGAUUAUCUUUUUCGACUUUGCUGAAAUUUUCAAGAGAUUUGACUCAAACAUCAGUCCACUUGUUACAUCGUCAAUGACAUUUACUUACCAAUAACCAGAGCUACUUAAUGAUGGAUUGCA